CCUGAAAUCGGGCGGUACCGGGGGCGGAUUGGGCCUGGGUCGGACCUCUACAAGGUUCGGGUCGGGUACAGACUGCUGUGACGGUCAGAUCGACGUCAGGAGGACUUUAACGGCUCCGUUUAACGGCUACCGGCGGCUAACCGCUAAGGCUAACUGCCGCAGUUUGACGUUAAGAUUCUGUCCGAACCUCUGUCUGGACCCAGUUCACAAAUCCGGUCACCGAUCGUGUGUUAUUAGGCGGACAUUACCCGAUCCGAACCGGGUUGAUGCCAAAUCUGAGGCCGCAAAGCGGAUCAGUUGUCGGUUCUGCUGCAAUCGACCGAUAGGUGCUGCCGAACAGGAACAGUUCACCUGAAAGGAUCUGGAAACUGAAACAGUUCAACAGCUGAACGGAUUCACACAGUCCACAGCACCAGGUUCUGAGCAGGUUCUGAGUUCUGGUACCGCAGGAACAGCAGCUGAUCACUUGUCUUUCUGCAGAACCUGACCUGAAGAGCAGCGAUGAGCAGCCGGAGCCACAGAACCAGUUCCAGGAGUCGAUCCAAGCGGGUCAAGAGGUUCUCCAGAGUGUCUCUGCAGAAGCCCGGAUGGAGCAAAGAGGAGGACGAGACGCUGCGGCGCCUGGUGAAGGGCUGCGGCUCCAACAACUGGCCCUCGGUGGCGCUGCACUUCAGGGGUCAGAGGUCAGAGGUCCAGUGUCAGCGGCGCUGGCAGCAGAUCACCAACCCGGAGCUGGUCAAAGGCCCGUGGACCCAGGAGGAGGACCGGCGGGUUCUGGAGCUGGUCCAGAAGUACGGCGUCAAGCGCUGGUCGCUCAUCGCCAAACACCUGCACACUCGCAACGGGAAGCAGUGCCGCGAGCGCUGGCACAACCACCUCAACCCGGCGGUGAAGAAGAGCAGCUGGACGGCGGAGGAGGACCGCAUCGUGUGCCAGGCCCACAGGCUGAUGGGCAACCGCUGGGCCGACAUCUCCAAGCUCCUGCCAGGAAGGACGGAUAACUCCAUUAAAAAUCACUGGAACUCCACUCUGAAGAGGAAGGUGGAGAAAGAUGGAUACCUGCACUUCCUGCAGCUUCGUGGCUCAAGCUCCGCCUCCAGACCGGGGACCCGGAACCACGAGUCCCACAGAGCCCAGGCCAACAGUCUGUCUACGGUUCAGGACGAGUCCAGCUUCUCCUCGGGUCAGAGCAUGUGCAGACCUCACGGAGAGUCCAGCCACCUGUGCUCCUCCUGGCUCCCCGCCUCCUACUCGGCGUGCAGCUCCUCUCUGAGCAAGGACGGAGCAUCGGGCGAGCUGACGAACCUGGAGGCGUGGAGCUGUGACAUACAGGAAGUGACAUCACAUAGCACUCAGCCCCCACAGGUGCUCCACACCUGCCUGGUCAGAGAGGAUCACCAGUGUCUCAUAGACCUGAGCAGGAGCUACGUAAGACACAGCGCUGCAGCUGCUGCUGGGCUCUCACACAGCAAGGUGUGACCUCAGCAGGCCAGGUGAGUCAGCUG
This is a messenger RNA of Fundulus heteroclitus (mummichog), 1505 nucleotides long. RefSeq names its product transcriptional activator Myb. The transcript has 8 exons. Gene Ontology annotation, biological process: regulation of DNA-templated transcription. Bases 502 to 1479 code for a protein of 325 amino acids. Lineage: Eukaryota; Metazoa; Chordata; Actinopteri; Cyprinodontiformes; Fundulidae. The record is from RefSeq and is a predicted model, not a curated record. Gene Ontology annotation, cellular component: nucleus. Gene Ontology annotation, molecular function: RNA polymerase II cis-regulatory region sequence-specific DNA binding; DNA-binding transcription factor activity, RNA polymerase II-specific.